Molecule: messenger RNA, 1965 nt
Organism: Melospiza melodia melodia
Lineage: Eukaryota; Metazoa; Chordata; Aves; Passeriformes; Passerellidae
Gene: CCDC63
Product: coiled-coil domain containing 63
Exons: 12
Coding region: 1-1965 (654 amino acids)
Biological process (GO): outer dynein arm assembly; cilium movement
Cellular component (GO): axoneme
Source: RefSeq, a predicted model, not a curated record
AUGGGGCACCACCCUCACUCCACUGUGGUGAUGCUGCCGUGGCAACCGUGGAACCUGGGCCAGUACCGGAGGAGAGAAGCCUCAGCAGACCUGGAUAUCACAGAAAAGGAGAAGGAAUACAGGGCUAAAGUGGAGAUCAGGCACCUGCAGACUCAUUUCCAUCAUGAAGCCUACAAGAGGAAAUUCUUCGACGCUGAAAUCUGGCGGCAGAUGCAGGCUCAGGAAAGAGAAAUAGCUGAUCUGAGGCAAGAGCACGGACAUGUGACAGCAACGCUGAAGCAGCUCUAUUCACCGAGCAGCAUGGUGUUUGUAAACAGGAACCGCAUGAAGGUCCGAAACCUCAUGCAGACCAGCAUGCAGAAUGAUGCCCUGAUCAAAGAGAGAAAAGCCCAGUUAGCUGACCUGGCCAAGCAGGUUUUAGAGCUGGAAAAAAAGAUAGCGAAUCAAAGAGAAUCAAACUGGAAGGAGUUGGGAGCAAGGACCCGCAAACAGCUGCAUAAGACGAUUGAGUUACUGGAGAUGCGUCUGCGCCAUGUAAGGAAACAUUUUGGAGGCUUUUGGAGAACAUUUGCGGGGUCACACAGGGGCCUGGCACCUUUCUGGUCAGGACAAAGCACAUGGUGCAAACGUGUCACUGUGUGUUACAACGCCGUCGUGGCCAGGAACAACAAGCUCAGAGAGGAGACUGCCAGCCUGCAGAUCCAGAAGGCCAGUUUUGACAACCUCUACUGGAAGCUGGAGAGAAGCCUGGUCCUGCAGAACAAGCUGCUGAACGCUGCUAUCGAGCAAGCCACAGAGGACUACGACCAGUGGAUGGAGGAUCUGGGGCGGAUCUCGGACAUCCGGGACGUGCGCUACAGGGAAACCAUCCAGUACAACAUCAGGCUGCUGGAGAGGAAGUGUGCCCUCCACCAGGAGAGCAGGCUGAAGAACUUCUUCCUCAGCAAAUGUGCAGAUCUCUCUGUAUUGAAGGAACAGGCCAAAGCGAGAGAAGCCUUUGAGGCAGCUGAGAGGGCCAAAGCGAGCCAAAAGGAGAGCUAUGAGGUGGCCUACAAGCGUCUCCUGGAGCUGUCAGACGGAAACAUCGAUGAUUUCUUGGAGGACUUCCUUGAGAAGGACAGGAGAUUCUUCAUCCUCUUUAACUUUGCCAUUAGGCUGAACGUCAAUAAUGAGAGUCUCAGGCAGAGGAUCGAGGCCGUCCAGGCAGCGAUUUUGGGCCAGGGUGGGUUUGUCCUCUCCCGAGUGUCCUUCACCACUGCCCGCAUCCAGCCACACAGGGAGGGUGAGGGGGAUGCAAAGGAGCAGCCAAAGCUGAACUCCGCUGCGUUCUGGGAGCUGAACGUGUCUCAAUGCUGCCACCGUGAUGAUAUGGAGGCCAUGACAACGGAGAGAGAAAAGGCUGAGACAACCCAGACACAGGUCCUGCAGGAGCUGAAGGCAAAAAUAGCAGAGACCACCAAGGAAGCCAACAAGUAUGAGAACAAAUACAAGGAGAGCAGCCAACUCCUGGGACAGAUCCAAUCUCGCAUUGAGACCCUCUUGAAGGAAAUGGACUGUGACACUACAAAGAUAGUGAAGCCUCUUGGGGACAGCUUGGUGCCAGUUUUUGGCCCCGUGGAGAGCAAGGUCAAGGAGUUCCUGAUGAGGGAGUCCCUGCUGCGCUACACCUCCCUGGACCGCUCCCAGCGCGCCCAGGGCUUCGUCAGCCCCCUCCGGGAAGCCUCCAGCCACCUCUGGACCAUGGACAGGGCCAAGCUCUGCCCACACCCCCCAGACCUGGAGGAGAGCGCUGACCCCAGAACCGCGGAAGAGCCGCUGGGCCGGGAAGAGCUGCGGGAGCUCGUCAUCCAGAGGCAGCAGGAGGAGGUGAGCAGGCCCCCCAGCGCGGGCAAGAAGAGGAGGAAGUUCACAUCACCUGGUGCAUCAGGGAGCCCAUCAGGGUCCAAGACCCCAGCAGGGAAUUAA